AUGCCUGCCGGCAGUAACCCAAUGAUGACACUAACUGACGUCUCUGCUAUGUACGGGAAUGGUCAUAAUGGUAACACACUGAGCGAGACUCUGCAGUACAUAUUCGAUGAUUCAAAAACGAACACAAGUCAGAAUGUGAUGGACAUGAUACGGUAUACAAUGGCCACGAAUUUGGACACAGCUACAGCGUGGAAAGUGCUAAUAGCUUUGGGCGGUGAGAUAGAUGCGGCUCAGCGCCGAGAUUAUUUCGAGAACGUUGUACCGCGAAUUGCUGGAUUACAUAGGAAAAUGAAUACGAUCGUCAGCAAGCUGGCGGAAAUGUACGGUUUUACAGGCGAUGCUGCUCAGAAUUACUCGAAACUGAUACGUGCAAUGCAAUUGAAGUCCAUUAUCUCUUCGGCACUUAUGGCAGCUGGAAAUGUGAGUACGAAAUCUUUAAGAUUAGAAAUGACUAUACCAAGAUGUCAGAACUAUGGUCACGGUAAGUACGACGUCACCUGCCUCCAAUCAUCGUCAUGA
This is a messenger RNA of Ostertagia ostertagi, 519 nucleotides long. Lineage: Eukaryota; Metazoa; Nematoda; Chromadorea; Rhabditida; Trichostrongylidae. The record is from the annotation of a GenBank genome assembly.